AUGAAAUAAUAAUUAACACUGUAAAAAUACAAAAAAUCUAUAAAUUCUCCUACUUCUAAAAGAUUGUUCUCAACACCUAAAGCUCAUUUAGGAUUACUAUCUUCAGAUUCUGCAAGCUCUAAGGACAACUCGCAAUUUUCCAAAGAAUGGUAUCCUUUUGCGCAGCAGGAUAGAAGUUAUUGA
Tetrahymena thermophila SB210 is the source of this 183-nucleotide messenger RNA. RefSeq lists its product as hypothetical. The record is from RefSeq and is a predicted model, not a curated record. The transcript has a single exon. NCBI's taxonomy places the organism in Eukaryota, Ciliophora, Oligohymenophorea, Hymenostomatida, Tetrahymenidae.